AUGGGCAAAAAAGAAGAAUUAAAAACCGUUGGAAGUACACCAUUAGAUUCGAUUGAUGAUGAUAAAUCGAAAUCGAAGAAAGAAGAUACAAAAACAGAAUCUGAAGCAAAGGAUAAGAUAACAGACUCUGAAGCAAUCAAAGAUGAUAAAGUAAUUGGGGAGAAGGAUAAAACAAAAAAAGACGAGAAAGAUGAUGCACCAAUUGAAGAUAUUCCACUUGACGAUGAUGAAGUAGAAGUAAAAGAGACAGUUAAUGAAACAAUUACAAAUGCCACACCUCCACCUCCUCCUACAAGACCAAAAGAUCCAGUGCAACAGAUAACUCAAGAUUUGAAAGAUGCAUUUCCAUCAAUUGAAGAAAAACUUAUCACAGCAGUAUUGAUUGCAUCUCAAGGAAAUCCAGAACCAGCAUUUAGUGCAUUACUUUACAUAUCUGAUCCAAGUUUUGAACCUGAAAUUCCAGUUUAUCAGAAUCCUUCUAUUAAAAAUCAAGCUCCAACCACUAAUGUUGAAUCUGUAGGAUUUACAGAUGAUGAAAUAUUAGCAAGAAAAUUACAAAAAGAAUUUGAGUUAGAAGAUGAAAGAAGAAGAAGAAGAAAUCAAGAAAGAAGAAGAGAUAGAGGGGAAAGGGAAAGAGAUCCUCAAGCAAGUAAUCGUCAACAUCGUCAGAAUUUAAAUGAUUAUGAGAGAAACUAUUAUGAAGAAGAAGAAAGUCCAGAUGAAUUUGAUCAAAUAAAAGAAACUUUUACUCAAGGAUUAGAAGAAGCUAAAUCAACAUUAAAUGGAUGGGUAUCUGGAUUAGCUAAAAAAUUUGAUAGUGCAACAGCAAAUAGACAACAACAAGAACAAAGAGAAAAUGUGACUACAUUUGGUUCAAAAUCUCAUAGAGAAGGUGGUAAUAAUUUUGGAAAUUUAGGAGGUACACGAUAUUAUGACGAGCUUUAUAAAGGUAAGAAGACAAGAUUUGAUGAAGAUCCAGAAAUAAUUACAACUGAUUUUCAUGAUAAAAUUAGAUUAAGUAAAGAAAAUGAUGAUAAUGAAGAAACCAUGCCAAGUCCUCAUUUACCUACAAGACCAAGAAAUUCAACUGAAUUACAAUCAGAUACCCCUUCAUCUAUUAAAUUAAACGACAAUACAACGGAUACUACUAAAAGGAAACAACCUUGGCAACCUGAAGAUCCUCCAGCUGAUUCUGAUGCAUUUUUGGUAGAUGAUUCGGAAGAAGAAGAUGUUGAAGUAACACCAGCAACAAAUGAAGUGAAGAAAUAA
Molecule: messenger RNA, 1269 nt
Organism: Lodderomyces pseudojiufengensis
Lineage: Eukaryota; Fungi; Ascomycota; Pichiomycetes; Serinales; Debaryomycetaceae
Gene: CUE5
Product: ubiquitin-binding protein
Exons: 1
Coding region: 1-1269 (422 amino acids)
Biological process (GO): ubiquitin-dependent protein catabolic process
Cellular component (GO): cytoplasm
Molecular function (GO): ubiquitin binding; ubiquitin conjugating enzyme binding
Source: RefSeq, a predicted model, not a curated record